Messenger RNA from Fonticula alba, 1703 nucleotides. RefSeq names its product fumarylacetoacetase. Bases 148 to 1470 code for a protein of 440 amino acids. Lineage: Eukaryota; Rotosphaerida; Fonticulaceae. The record is from RefSeq and is a predicted model, not a curated record. Gene Ontology annotation, molecular function: fumarylacetoacetase activity. The transcript has 4 exons. Gene Ontology annotation, biological process: homogentisate catabolic process; L-phenylalanine catabolic process; L-tyrosine catabolic process.
CUGGUGAGAGGCCGUGUCCGAGAUGGAUCGCAUCCCUUUUCGGCCGGCGCCGCAAUGCCCCGUCCGGGCCUCAGACCUUGGACAGCCCACCCCUGCCUCCGUUGACUUGUCCCCUCUCGACUUGUCGCCCGUGCCGAAUACCCCACCAUGACCGACGCCACCGCCGCCAUGGCCGCCGCCAAGAACCUCAAGUCCUUCGUGGACGUUGCCCCCGAGUCGGACUUCCCCAUCCAGAACAUCCCCUUCGGUAUCUUCUCCACCGAGGCCGACGCCACCCCCCGCGUGGGUACGGCCAUCGGCGAGUUCGUUGUCGAUCUGGCUGCCCUGGCCGCCGAGGGUCUCUUCUCGUGCUGCAGCACCUUCGGCCCGGAGGCCACCGCCGCCUUCCAGUCCACCACCCUGAACCACUACAUGAGCCUUGGCCGCCCGGCCUGGACUGAGGCCCGCCGCCGCAUCCAGCAGCUCCUGUCCAUCGAUGAGCCGACCCUGCGCGACAACGAGGCCCUCCGCGCCCGGGUCCUCAUCCACCGCACCGGCGUCUCCAUGCACAUGCCGGCUCGCAUUGGUGACUACACCGACUUCUACUCCAGCAAGGAGCACGCCACCAAUGUCGGCAUCAUGUUCCGCGGUAAGGACAACGCCCUGAUGCCCAACUGGCUGCACCUGCCGGUCGGCUACCAUGGCCGCGCUUCGUCGGUCGUCGUCACUGGCACCCCCCUGACCCGGCCCAGUGGCCAGGUCCUGCCCAUGGAUGCCCAGGUCCCGGUCUUCUCCGCCUCCAAGCAGGUGGACAUCGAGCUGGAGGUGGCCUUCCUGGUGGGCCCCAGCAACAAGCUCGGCCAGCCGGUCCCCAUCGAGCGCGCCCAUGACCACAUCUUCGGCCUGCUGCUGAUGAAUGACUGGUCCGCUCGUGACAUCCAGCGCUGGGAGUAUGUCCCCCUGGGUCCCUUCCUGGCCAAGAACUUCGGCACCACCGUCUCCCCCUGGGUCGUCACCCUGGAGGCUCUGGAGCCCUUCCUGACCAACGGCCCGGCCCAGACCGACCCGGCCCCCAUGCCCUACCUCACCUACAACGGCCCGGCCACCUAUGACAUCCAGCUGGAGGCCCUGCUCAAGCCCAAGGAGUCCGCCGACUACCAGCGCAUUUGCCUCACCAACUUCAAGCACCUCUACUGGUCCAUGCGCCAGCAGCUGGCCCACCACACCAUCAACGGGUGCAACCUCCAGACCGGUGAUCUCCUGGCCUCCGGUACCAUCUCCGGCCCGACCCCGGAGUCCUUCGGCUCUCUGCUGGAGCUCACCUGGCGCGGCACCAACCCCAUCCAGUUCCCGGACGACGUCAAGCGCACCUUCCUGCAGGAUGGCGACUCCGUGGUCAUCCGCGGUGCUGCCCAGGGCGAUGGCUUCCGCAUUGGCUUCGGCGACUGCGAGGGCACCAUCCUGCCCGCUGUUGCUGGCCUCAACCAGUAAGCGCGCCCCUCGCCCAUUGGUGGCUUUUCCUUUCGGCUCCCCUUUGUCCUUGUUGGGAGAAGGGGGGGGGCGACGGGAAAAGGAGGGGGUCCUCCGGCCGUGUGUGAUGGCCGUUUGUGGAUGUGCCUGAUGUCCAUGCAUUUGGGCCAUCCUUCCAGGGGACCUGUUGCAUUUACACGCAUGCGUGCGUGCAUGCACCGAUUCCGCAAUAAAAAAGCAACACAUAACCAUAA